AUGGAGAUGGCAAAUUAUGCAUGUUAUAAUGUAUCAUUUAGUCCUUCAAACAAUAUCUGGAUGGCUGAUGAUAUUAUGAUAAAACAUGUUCCUCUUUUGUGUCUCCAAAUUGCUUAUGAUAUUUUGGUUUCUCGGCUUUUCUACUUCGUCCUUAAGCCCCUUCAUGUGCCCCUCAUUAUUGCGCAGGUGUUGGCUGGUUUUACUCUGAGUCCAAGUCUCUUGGGAAAUUUUGAAUGGGUAUUUUCCUUGUUUUAUAGUCAAUAUGGAAUCCUAGCCGUUGAAACCUUUGCAAACUUAGGAAUAAUGUACUAUGUGUUCCUAAGUGGUUUAGAAAUGAAUUCAGACACCAUCUUAAGAUCAAGGAAGAAAGGUACAAGCAUAGCAAUUGCCGGCAUUGUGACGCCAAUGUUAUUUGGUGUUGGAUUUCUAGCUCUACAACAAAAACUUAUAGAUAAAAAUGAUGUUUUCGCACAAACACCAAAAGAAAAUCAAGGCGAAGCAUAUUUAUUCUGGUGUUUAGCACUUUCUGUAACAGGUUUCCCUGUCCUUGCAAGAAUCUUAGCUAAUCUUAAACUUUUAUAUACAAAGCUUGGAAAAGAUGCAUUGACAGCAGCUAUGUUAACCGAUGCAUAUGGUUGGGUUAUGUUUACCUUGUUGAUUCCUUAUUCGACUAGAGGUGGAAAGCCUUAUCUCUCAGUAAUCUCUACUUUGAUGUUCAUAGUUUUUUGCUUUGCUGUGGUGAGACCUAUCCUUACUCCAAUCAUUGAACACAGAACAAGUACGAACACGUGGCGAAAAUCACACCUGUUGGACGUGUUGACGGGAGUGUUUAUUUGUUCGUACAUUACGGAUUCUCUCGGUACACAUCCUAUUGUUGGAGCUUUUGUGUUUGGAUUAAUUUUUCCUCAUGGAAAGUUUGCUGAUGUGGUUUUGGAAUUGUCGGCCGAUUUUGUUUCUGGGAUUUUGUGUCCUGUUUACUUUGCUGGAUUUGGUUUUAGACUCAACUUGCCUUUCCUUUUGAAGCAAAAGAAUGCGGUUUUGAGCUCUGUGAUUGUCACUUUCUUCUUCGGUAUGCCUGCCCGAGAUGGAGUUGCCAUUGGAUUGCUUCUCAACACCAAGGGUAUCAUGGCUGUCAUACUACUGAAUAUUGCUUGGGACAAAAGGAUUUUGGAUCCAUAUACUUUCAUGGUUAUGAUGCUUGCUAUUAUAGUAAUGACUGUAAUGCCACAAAUGCUACUAGACAUUAUAAUGAUUUUCAUCGGUGGACCUGACGACCGUGAAGCCUUGUCUAUUGCAUGGAGAUUGGCGGGGCAUCCAGGAACACAAUUACAUGUUGUGAGGAUCAAUCUGUUAGGUAAGGCUGCAGAAGAAACAAAACUAAAAAUGGAAAAAAGCAAGUCUCGUCAUGGAAUGUUGUCGACGGUUAUAGACAAUGUGAUGCAAAAAGAGUUGGAUGAAGAGUGUAUAAUUUCCUUUAGGCACAAAGCAGUGAACAAUAACGAUUCAAUUCUUUACUCAGAGAAGGAAGUCCAUUCGAAUACGGGCGAAGAGAUUCCAACGCUUCUUAACGAUAUUGAUAAACCUGGAUAUGAUUUGUACAUUGUUGGACAAGGAAGCGGUAAGAACUCGGUGAUUUUUUCGAGGUUGUUGGAAUGGUGCGACCAUCCUGAACUUGGUGUUAUAGGUGACAUAUUGGCUUCAACUAGCUUUGGUACGCAAUCUUCUGUGCUUAUUGUGCAACAAUAUUUGGUUGGAAGAAAACGCGUUAUGAGAAAAUGUCAUGAAGUGAAAAGUGGUACUGAAAAUUUGUAA
This is a messenger RNA of Lathyrus oleraceus (garden pea), 1812 nucleotides long. RefSeq names its product cation/H(+) antiporter 15. The coding region runs from base 1 to 1812 and encodes 603 amino acids. Gene Ontology annotation, cellular component: membrane; endomembrane system. Gene Ontology annotation, biological process: regulation of pH; proton transmembrane transport. Gene Ontology annotation, molecular function: antiporter activity. The transcript has 5 exons. NCBI's taxonomy places the organism in Eukaryota, Viridiplantae, Streptophyta, Magnoliopsida, Fabales, Fabaceae. The record is from RefSeq and is a predicted model, not a curated record.